This is a messenger RNA of Neltuma alba, 1257 nucleotides long. RefSeq names its product O-acyltransferase WSD1. Gene Ontology annotation, biological process: triglyceride biosynthetic process. Gene Ontology annotation, molecular function: diacylglycerol O-acyltransferase activity. Gene Ontology annotation, cellular component: plasma membrane. NCBI's taxonomy places the organism in Eukaryota, Viridiplantae, Streptophyta, Magnoliopsida, Fabales, Fabaceae. The record is from RefSeq and is a predicted model, not a curated record. The transcript is spliced from 4 exons. Bases 1 to 1257 code for a protein of 418 amino acids.
AUGAGCCUUGGUUGCAACCAGGUAAGAGAUGAAAAAGGAGUGAAAAGAUGGAAACAAGUUGAAGUGAGUUUGGAAGAUCAUAUCAUCAUACCAGAGUUAUUCUCUCCUGAUAUGUCCAUAGAAUCAUGUACUGAAUGCUUCAAUGAGUAUGUCUCCAGGAUAGCAAUGGAGCAGCCACCACGUUUCAAACCAUUAUGGCAGCUUCACAUCAUCAAAAACCCGAUAAACACCAUCAUAGUUCAGUUCCACCAUUCGCUUGGAGAUGGCUACACUCUCAUGAGCAUCCUUUUCUCUUGUCUAAAAAGAGCCGAUGAUCCCUCUCUCCCUUUAACUUUUCCUUCACUCAAAUCAUCAAAAGUGAAACUUGCCAACCAAAGCUGUUUGAGGAGAUUGCCUAGUUUCAUCUCUGCUAUCUACUAUUCUAUUGCAGACUUUGGUUGGAACUUACUCAAAAGUACCUGGGUUAAAGACGACAUAUCACCAAUAAGGUCCAAAAAUGAAGGAGUCGAGUUUCGCCCAGCCACCAUACUCAACAUCACAUUUUCCCUCGAACAGACCAAGGAAAUCAAGUCCAAAUUGGGAGUGACUGUAAACGAUGUGAUUACGGGAGUAAUAUUCUACGGGAUUCGAUUAUACAUGCAAGACAUUGAGUACGAAUCGAAGACAAAUAAUUGCACCCUAUUAACCAUGAUGAGCACGAGGGACGUGGAGAGGUACACAACGGCAAAAGAUAUGCAAGAGAGUAAGGGGAAGGGUAGAUUGGGGAACCAGAUAAUCUACUUGCAUACAUCGAUUCCCAAAUUAAACGACAUCCUAAUUUCGAACCCUCUUCAAUCUGUGUGGGAAGCGCAUCGGGAAAUCAAGAGGAAGAGACGUUCUUUCGCUAUUGUUCUCAUUGAGAAGCUUCUUCGCAUCCAGCAUCGGUUCAGAGGCCCUGAGGCAAUGGCUAAGCACUUGCACAGGGCAAUCAGAAAUACAAGCUUAAUGGUGUCCAACAUUGUUGGACCAGUACAUCAAGUGGCUUUUGAAAAUUAUCCCAUAAAAAGCUUCUACUUCACCGGGUCUGGCCUCCCUCAGAGUGUUUUAAUUACAAUAAUGAGCUAUAAUGGGAAGUUGACAGUGACCACCAGAGCUGAAGCCGACUUCAUAGAUCAUCCAAAAUUAGCGUCGUACUUGAACAGUGCCUAUGAGAUGAUCCGCAAAGCUGCUUUGGGGAUUCCAAGUCAAGAGGAAAAGGGAAUAAAAAAACACUUAUAA